Molecule: messenger RNA, 1539 nt
Organism: Bacillus rossius redtenbacheri
Lineage: Eukaryota; Metazoa; Arthropoda; Insecta; Phasmatodea; Bacillidae
Product: leukocyte elastase inhibitor-like
Exons: 8
Coding region: 139-1320 (393 amino acids)
Molecular function (GO): serine-type endopeptidase inhibitor activity
Source: RefSeq, a predicted model, not a curated record
ACCACGUGACCCAUGACGUCAACCGGCAGCACAUAAGCCGCGGUUACCUUCCGCCCAGCACCAAUCGCUUGUUUACCCAUCGGCCCCGCGGAGCCUGGACGAAGAACCUGUUGAAGAAUCUCUCGGUCGCAGUCAGCCAUGUUGCCAGGAGCGUGCGUCCUGCUGAUGGCCGCCGUGUGCGGCGUGGCUCGGGCGGACUCGAACGACACGGAGCUGAGGGAUGCCGUGACGGGAACCUCCAUCGACCUGUUCAAGGCCGUGUCGGCGGGCGGCGUGGAGAACCUCGUGCUGGCGCCCAUCGGCGUGAACAUCCUGCUGGCGCUGCUGGAGCAGGGCGCCGCCGGCCAGUCCGCCCUCCAGCUGCGGUCCGCGCUGCGUCUGGAGCGGCCCCAGCUCAAGGAGGGCUAUGGCGGUCUGUCCGAGGACCUGCAGAAGAGCGGGUCGCAGGACGUGCAGCUGGAGGUGGCGAACCGCGUGUUCGUCGACAAGGACUUCCCCGUGCAGCCCGACUUCCUGGAGGUGGCCGCGAGGGACUUCGGCUCCGGGGUGGAGAACAUUACCUCGGAGGGCGGCGGCGACGCCAUCAAUGCCUGGGUGGCCAGGGCCACGCACGACAAGAUCACCAACAUCGUGGAGCCAGUUUUGCCAGUGGGAACAGUGAUGGUGUUGGCAAAUGCCAUCUACUUCAAGAGUCCCUGGCUGAAUCCAUUUAAUAAGUUUUAUACUCAUGACAACACCUUCAGAGUGAACCCUACGAAGAAUGUGACUGUACCUUUAAUGUUCCAACAGGAUUAUUUUCAAACUGGUUCGAAUGAAGACCUGAACUGCAAGUGGGUCGAACUUUACUUCAAGGGCGAAAACUACUCGCUGCUGGUGAUCUUGCCCAACGAGCAGUUCGGCCUUGCCGACUUGCUGGCCAGACUGGCGCCGUCUGACGUCACAAAGAUGCUGCAUGAGGGAGCCAAGAAAGGCGUGAGCCUGUACCUGCCACGCUUCAGUCUGGCCACCAAGACGAAGCUAGUCCCUGCCCUGAAACAGCUGGGGAUCACGGAAGUGUUCGAGGCGGGACGCUCUGACCUUAGUGGCAUCUCCAGCGAGCCCUUGUCCGUGUCCGAUGUCCUUCAGAAGGCGACCAUGGAGAUAGACGAAGAAGGAGGUGUUGCAUCAGCGGCAGCAGUUGGGCAGAUUGUGGCUCUGUCUGCGCCAGUAUUUUUGGAUCUACAGGAAAUCCGCGUGGAUCACCCAUUCAUCGCGAUAAUUGUCGACAGGAUCAGAGAGGUGCCGCUCUUCAUAAGCACAAUCGUCGAUCCAUCGACAUAAAUUAGAAGACAUUUACGAAAGAAUGGAAAGCUCCAGCAGCAUAAUACACUCAUUGUCAACCAGAAGCAGAGAACUUACAUGAACAGUUAUAAAUUUUAAUUGUUCGUUUACAUAUUAUGUUUUUCAUUUUUUUCUGGAGAAUUUUAUGUUUGUAUUUUUUAUUGUGUGGCACAAUUCAUUUGAGUUGUAAUAAACCAAGCAAGUUUAUUAUACAUAAAA